Chrysochloris asiatica (Cape golden mole) is the source of this 3588-nucleotide messenger RNA. RefSeq names its product CASK interacting protein 2 (gene CASKIN2). The record is from RefSeq and is a predicted model, not a curated record. The transcript is spliced from 19 exons. Gene Ontology annotation, molecular function: protein binding. Lineage: Eukaryota; Metazoa; Chordata; Mammalia; Afrosoricida; Chrysochloridae. The coding region runs from base 1 to 3588 and encodes 1195 amino acids.
AUGGGUCGUGAGCAGGACUUGAUACUUGCAGUCAAGAAUGGGGAUGUGACAGGAGUGCAGAAGCUGGUGGCUAAGAUCAAGGCCGCAAAGACCAAGCUCCUCGGCUCUACAAAGAGGCUCAACGUGAACUACCAAGAUGCUGACGGAUUCUCGGCACUGCACCAUGCCGCCUUGGGGGGCAGCCUGGAACUCAUUGCCUUGUUACUGGAGGCUCAGGCUACUGUGGACAUCAAGGAUAGCAAUGGCAUGCGACCACUACACUACGCGGCCUGGCAGGGUCGGCUGGAGCCUGUGAGGCUGUUACUGCGGGCCUCUUCUGCCGUCAAUGCCGCCUCCAUGGACGGGCAGAUCCCACUGCAUCUGGCUGCCCAGUACGGACACUAUGAAGUGUCAGAGAUGCUUCUCCAGCAUCAGUCCAACCCCUGCCUGAUCAACAAGGCCAAGAAGACGCCCUUGGACCUGGCCUGUGAGUUUGGGCGGCUCAAGGUGACCCAACUGCUACUGAAUAGCCACUUAUGUGUGGCCCUGCUGGAGGGCGAGGCCAAGGACCCCUGUGACCCCAACUAUACCACGCCCCUGCACUUGGCUGCCAAGAAUGGCCACAGAGAAGUAAUCAGGCAGCUCCUUCGGGCUGGGAUCGAGAUCAAUCGGCAGACCAAGACUGGCACGGCCCUCCAUGAGGCAGCUCUGUAUGGCAAGACCGAGGUGGUACGGCUGCUCCUGGAGGGCGGGGUGGAUGUCAACAUCCGGAACACAUACAACCAGACAGCCUUGGACAUCGUGAACCAGUUCACCACGUCCCAGGCCAGCCGGGAAAUCAAGCAACUCCUGCGGGAGGCCUCCGGGAUCCUGAAAGUCCGUGCGCUGAAGGAUUUCUGGAACCUUCACGAUCCCACUGCCCUCAAUGUCCGAGCCGGGGACGUCAUCACGGUGCUGGAGCAGCAUCCAGAUGGCCGUUGGAAGGGCCACAUCCACGAGAGCCACAGGGGCACUGACCGCGUGGGCUACUUUCCCCCGGGCAUUGUUGAGGUGGUCAGCAAGCGAAUGGCCAUCCCCGCCCCCCGCCUUCCCUCUGCACCCACCCCCCUGCGUCCUGGCUUCUCCAGGACACCGCAGCCCUCUGCUGAUGACCCGCUGCACCCCCUCACCUGUGGCCAGCUCCCUCGAGUGGGCCUUAGUCCAGAUAGCCCAGCAGGUGACAGGAACAGUGUGGGCAGCGAGGGCAGCGUGGGCAGCAUCCGUAGUGCCGGCAGUGGGCAGAGCUCCGAGGGUACCAACGGCCACAGCAGCGGCCUCCUCAUUGAGAAUACCCAGCCGUUACCCUCUGCUGGGGAGGACCACCCGCUUCCAGCACUGCACUCCCUACCCCUAGCAGAUGACCUGAACCAUCAUCCUCUGGCCAACUACCGCUCCGGGGAACAGAUCUUCACCCAGGACGUGAGACCAGAGCAGCUCUUGGAGGGGAAGGACGCCCAGGCCAUUCACAACUGGCUGAGUGAGUUUCAGCUGGAGAGCUACACGGCCCACUUCCUGCAAGCUGGCUAUGACGUGCCCACCAUCAGCCGCAUGACGCCCGAGGAUCUGACAGCCAUCGGGGUGACCAAGCCUGGACACAGGAAGAAGAUAGCUUCUGAGAUUGCCCAGCUCAGCAUCGCUGAAUGGCUACCUAACUACAUCCCGGUGGACUUGCUGGAAUGGCUAUGUGCCCUGGGGCUGCCGCAGUACCACAAGCAGCUGGUGAGCAGCGGAUACGACUCCAUGGGGCUGGUGGCCGACCUCACGUGGGAGGAGCUACAGGAGGUUGGAGUCAACAAGCUCGGGCAUCAGAAGAAACUCAUGCUGGGGGUGAAGCGGCUGGCAGAGCUCCGCCGGGGCCUGCAGCAGGGGGAGGCUCUGGGUGAAGGCGGGCGCCGGCCUGCCAGGGGCCCAGAGCUGAUGGCUAUUGAGGGGCUGGAGAACGGGGACGGUCCAUCUGCGGCUGGCCCGCGCCUCCUCACCUUCCAGGGCAGCGAACUCAGCCCAGAGCUACAAGCGGCCAUGGCGGGGGGCAGCCCUGAGCCGCUUGCCCUACCGCCCACCCGCUCCCCAAGCCAGGAGAGCAUUGGGGCGCGCUCAAGAGGAUCUGGCCACUCCCAGGAGCAUCCGACCCCCCAGCCCAGUGGUGGAGACUCUAGCACCCCACAAGAGAGGAACCUUCCUGAAGGCACAGAGCGGCCCCCCAAGCUCUGUUCCCCACUUUCUGGCCAGGGGGCCCCCUCUUAUGUGUUUAUGUACCCUCAGGGUUCGCCCUCAAGCCCAGUCUCAGGGCCACCUCCCAGUGCGCCCCGGGCAUUUUCCUAUUUGGCUGGCCCCCCAGCCAUGCCCCCAGACCCUCCUCGGCCCAAGCGCCGGUCCCACAGUCUCAGCCGGCCUGGCCCAGCGGAGGAGGACGCUGAGGGGGAGGCUGAGGGGCCUGUGGGCAGUGCUUUGGGCAGCUACGCCACGCUCACUCGGAGACCGGGACGCAGCGCCCUCCCCCGGACCAGUCCCAGUCCCACUCCCACUCCCACUCGGGGGGCUCCCCGUAGCCAGUCCUUCGCCCUUCGGGCUCGCCGUAAAGGACCCCCGCCACCACCCCCGAAGCGCCUCAGCUCUGUUUCAAGCCCCACCUCUGAGCCACCUCCACUGGAUGGGAGCUCGGGGCCCAAGGAAGGGGCUGCAGGACCCCGAAGGCGCACCCUGAGUGAACCGGCUGGCCCGUUGGAGCCCCCUGGCCCCCCGGCCCCAGCAGGCCCUGCAUCGGACACAGAAGAAGAAGAGUCAGGGCCUGAGGGGACACCCCCAUCACGGGGCAGCUCAGGAGAGGGGCUGCCGUUCGCCGAGGAGGGAAACUUGACCAUCAAACAGCGACCGAAGCCAGCUGGUCCUCCAGCUCGAGAGACACCCAUGUCCCCCGGCCUGGAUUUCAACCUCACGGAGUCAGACACUGUUAAGCGGAGGCCUAAGUGCCGGGAGAGAGAGCCGCUGCAAACAGCGCUGCUGGCCUUUGGGGUGACCGGUGGCAUGCCUGGCUCCCCGGCUCCCCUGACCUCACAGCCCCCCAGUGAGGACACUACCUCAGUGCCUCUCCCUCCCAGCCCAGACCCUAGCAGCCUUCCUGCCCCCCUCCCCACCAGCCCCAAGUCUGUGCCCCCUUGCCCUGGGUCAGGGCAGGAACACUUAGCAGGCAACCACCGGAAUGGGGAGACGGAGCCCCUGGCCGCCCCCUCAGCUCUCAUCAAGGUGCCUGGAGCAGGAACAGCCCCCAAGCCUGUGUCAGUGGCCUGCACCCAGCUGGCCUUCUCUGGCCCGAAGCUGGCUCCUCGGCUUGGCCCACGCCCAGUGCCCCCUCCGAGGCCCGAGAGCAUGGGGCCCGCGGGCACAGGCAGGGCACAGCAGAGACUGGAGCAGACCAGCUCAUCCCUGGCCGCAGCACUGAGGGCUGCUGAGAAGAGCAUUGGUGCAGAGGAGCAAGCCGGCCCCCCUGGGCUGUCCACCAAGCACAUCCUGGAUGACAUCAGCACCAUGUUUGACGCCCUGGCCAACCAGCUCGACGCCAUGUUGGAUUGA